AUGAUAACUGGCAGCUUAGUGGCGUUGGUCACGCCCAUGUUAGAAAAUGGUGACAUCGACUUUAACGCAUACCGCGCACUAAUUGAUUGGCAUAUUGAACAAGGCACAGACGCAAUUGUUGCCGUGGGUACCAGCGGCGAAUCGCCCACCGUCACGGUGGAUGAACAUUGCGAGCUGAUUAAAGUGGCGGUUGAGCACGCGCGUGGACGCAUUCCGAUUAUUGCUGGCGCAGGUGGCAACUCAACCCGCGAAGCCAUUGCAUUGAGCGAAUUUGCGCGUGCUGCGGGCGUUUACGCCACGCUGCAAGUCGUGCCUUACUACAACAAGCCCACGCAAGGGCGUAUGUACCAGCACUUUAAAGCGAUUGCGCUGGCGGUGGAUUGCCCCGUUAUUUUAUACAACGUCCCUGGCCGCACGGUUGCGGACUUGUCGAACGACACGAUUUUGCGUUUGGCGCAAAUCCCAAACAUUAUUGGCAUCAAAGACGCGUCAGGCGACGUGGCGCGUGGCAUUGCGCUAAUUAAAGACGCGCCGGCGGAUUUUGCGAUUUACAGCGGCGAUGACUCAACCGCCGCCGCGUUGAUUUUAAUGGGCGCACACGGCAACAUUUCGGUCACCGCCAACGUUGCCCCCAAAGCCAUGCACGAUUUAUGCCAAGCAGCUCUGGACAAAGACGUGGACGCGGUGCGCCGCCUCAACACGCCACUGUGCGACUUAAACAAAAACCUGUUUAUUGAAGCCAAUCCAAUUCCCGUCAAAUGGGCGCUGCACGCCAUGCAAAAAAUCACGCUGGGCACACGCCUGCCACUCACACCACUAUCAGAAACCGCGCAACCCGUCGUUCACCAAGCAAUGACCCGCGCCAACUUAAUCUAA
Molecule: messenger RNA, 876 nt
Organism: Daphnia magna
Lineage: Eukaryota; Metazoa; Arthropoda; Branchiopoda; Diplostraca; Daphniidae
Product: 4-hydroxy-tetrahydrodipicolinate synthase-like
Exons: 1
Coding region: 1-876 (291 amino acids)
Cellular component (GO): cytosol
Molecular function (GO): 4-hydroxy-tetrahydrodipicolinate synthase activity
Source: RefSeq, a predicted model, not a curated record